Molecule: messenger RNA, 180 nt
Organism: Dichotomopilus funicola
Lineage: Eukaryota; Fungi; Ascomycota; Sordariomycetes; Sordariales; Chaetomiaceae
Exons: 1
Coding region: 1-180 (59 amino acids)
Source: RefSeq, a predicted model, not a curated record
AUGAAAUCAUACGUCCUCCUCCUUGCAAUUGCUGCCGCUGCUUUCGGCCAAUACACCGGCCCAUGCACUACCUCAGCGUGCGGCGCCGGGGGCAAUCCAUGUCCAAGGGGUUACCUCUGCGUCCCAUACCCCAACUUCGAUCCCGCCCAGAGGAAGGGUUGCGCCUGCAGUUAUGGAUGA